CAGCCUCGGUAGGCUAGCUUAUGAACCUCAGUGUUUUAGCAUAUCUCAUUUGAACUUACUUUUAUUUAUUAUAUAAAUAAACGAACGAACUAACAAAGAUGUCUAAACUAACGCUUAUCAGAUUGUGCUUCUGGCUUUAUCUGGUGCGAACGGUGGUCUCCGAAGAGGAUCUUUAUCAUAAAGUGGGAGGUGAGCUGGUGUUGAAACCAGACACGUCCACAGUGCCUGACUUCAUCACAAGCAUCCUAUGGAAGCAUGGGAGGAACAAGGUGGCAGAGUGGGACAAGGAUUUUGGUGUUCUGGACAUCUAUGCUGCCUUCAAAGAGCGUACAACCCUGAACCAGACUACUGGAGAGCUGAGAAUCAGUGGAUUGAUGAAAACAGACAGUGGAGUUUAUUCUGUGGAGUUCAACAGCAAACAGCCUGACAAGACAUAUAAACGAUCUGUUAUCAAGGCAGUCCCCAAACCCACAAUCACUUCUUCCUGUAACCCAGACAAAACCUCCUGCACUCUGACCUGUGAGGGCGACACCACUGAUGCUGAACCAGUCACCUACAGCUGGAAAGUGGGGGAGGGGGCGUGGGAGGUUGUAGGAAAACAGCUGAUUGUCUCUAAGAGCGACACUGGCAAAUCAACCAACAGUUACAAGUACAUCUGCAAGCUGAAGAAUGAUGUUCGUGGGGAAGGGGAAGUCAGUGAGCCAAUUGGACAGGUGUUUGGCUCAGAGCCUUCCGAAAUUGAUGGUGGCGUUGUUGGUGGUGUUGUCGUUACUAUUGUAGUGCUUGUUGCCGUCAUAACAGUUUGGUUGGUGUGGAAGAAAAUGAAAGCAGCUGAAGCCAGUGGAUCCAACAGUCCUAAAUAUGAGUCAAAGCCUGAGGCUAAAGGCAGUGAUGUAGUCCAGCCAGAACAAGAGAUUACGGUUCCGCUAACGGUCAACCACAAAACAGGGGAAGAGGACGCAGACAAACCUGGAAAGGGGCAGGAGAAUGGAGCUGGUGGUCUUCCUGGUGGGGUAACUGAGAACAAGAAAAAUGGGGCAUGUGUGUAAUGAUCAUGCUUCUUGAAAUGCCACACCUGUAAUGUGGAAGAAUUAUCUUGGCCAAGGAGAAAUGUUUACUAACAGGGAUGUACACAACAUUUGUCCGGAAUAAGGUUUUUGUGAGUGUGCAACAUUUCUGGGAUCUUUUAUUUCAGCUCGUGAAACAUGGGACCAACACUUUGCAUGUUGCGUUUUAUAUUUUUGUUCAGUGUAUAAAUGGUAAAUGAAGGGAAACGGCAAACAUUGCACAUAGUAACUUGCAUGCAAUCAGAUGAAGUACAGUGAGCUCCAAAAGUAUUGGGUCAGUGACACAUUGUGUUGUAUUGGCUCUGUACUCCAGCACUUUGGAUUUAAAAUGAUACAAUGACUAUGAGGUUAAAGUGCAGUCUGUCAGGUUUAAUUUGAGGGUAUUGUCAUCCGUAUCACGUGAACUCUUUAGAAAUUGCAGCAUGUCUUGUACAUAGUACCCCCCCCCCCCCCCCCAUUUUAGGGAAGCAAAGGUUUUGGGACAAAUUCAUAUUAAAGUAGUGUAAAGUUUAGUAUUUGGUAGCACGCAAUGUAUACAUCAAGCUUGUGACUCUACAAACUUGUUGGAUGCAUUUGCUGUUUGUUUUGGUUGUCUCAGAUUAUUUUGUGCCCAAUAGAAAUGAAUGGUAAAUAAUGCGUUGUUACUUUUAUUCUAAAUAAGAAUAUAAUGUUUCUAAACACGUUUACCUGACUAUGGAUGCUACCAUGAUUACUGAUAAUCCUGAAUGAAUCGUGAAUGAUGACGAGUGACAAAGUUAGACAGUCUGCACUUUUAACCUCAUAGUCAUUGUAUCAUUUUAAAUCCGAAGUGCUGAAGUAUAAAGCCAAAACAACCAACAAAGUGUCACUGUCUCUACUUUUGGAGCUCACUGUAUAAUGUGAUGAGCUGUGUGCUUUAUGAAUUUAUAGUACUUCAGAAAUGAGGGCAAUAUUUGUAUCUCAGAACAUUUUGAUGGGAAAAAAACAAGAGAUUAUCUUCUACUUUGAGGUAAAUAGCUUUAUGGAUUCUUACCCUUUCUCAGUAUUCAUGUCUCAUCUUUUCAAAUCUCAAUCCAUUUGUGAAGGUUGUUUUUGUUUGAAGCUGUAGUAUCAAUCACUUUGUGGUUGUAUGAUACCUUUUCAGGUAUUUUCCCCAGAGCGCUUAAUGCCAACCCACUCCACUUUCUGUUUGAAAUCACAGCUGAAUGAAUGUCUUAUAUCAUUUCACUUGACCUAUGUCAAGGAAUUUGUACAGGUUAUUGUUUUAUUACCCAGGCCUGAGAGGUAGAGCUCAUCUACCUUGUAAAGAGAGAGCUCUUCAGCACUGAGAUGUUUAAUUACUAACAACAAUAGUGCAUGUGUAUUUAAAAAAAAAAAAAAAACAUGUUUAUGCAUUAAUAUUUAAUUUUGACAAA
Molecule: messenger RNA, 2461 nt
Organism: Salvelinus namaycush (lake trout)
Lineage: Eukaryota; Metazoa; Chordata; Actinopteri; Salmoniformes; Salmonidae
Exons: 9
Coding region: 99-1049 (316 amino acids)
Source: RefSeq, a predicted model, not a curated record